Panicum virgatum (switchgrass) is the source of this 2262-nucleotide messenger RNA. RefSeq names its product probable E3 ubiquitin-protein ligase XBOS35. NCBI's taxonomy places the organism in Eukaryota, Viridiplantae, Streptophyta, Magnoliopsida, Poales, Poaceae. Gene Ontology annotation, cellular component: cytoplasm; nucleus. The transcript is spliced from 11 exons. The record is from RefSeq and is a predicted model, not a curated record. Gene Ontology annotation, molecular function: protein binding. The coding region runs from base 605 to 2056 and encodes 483 amino acids.
AUUUUCUUGGGUAGUCGCCUAAAUUGUCCUUUCAUCGUCUGUCCAUCCGGCCGGCCCUCUCUUGGAUGUCAAAAGGGCGCGUUUGUACCGAUGCGCUCAGGUUCUUCUUCCCCUUUGCCGUUCUUGCCUUUUCCUCGCCUGUCCAAGGUCAAUCUGCGAGCUCAAUGCCGGCGCUGGUAGUUGCGCCAUUCCUCCUUGGGCAGAUGGGGCCGUCUCGUCCUCCCGCCCCGAGAGGGACAGGGGAGACAGCGACGCGUCUCUGCUGCCGUUUUUCCACCACCAUUACUGCGUCUCCGCCUCCGUCUGACCACAUCGCUUUGUGGUCUGCAGAAUAGUAGGAAAAUAAUAAUUGCAGUUUAAAAAAAGGGGGUGGUUUGGGAUGCGGCUGCUUACCAUUUCCUGGAUCAGUUUGGGGGAAGAUGCUAUCUUCAUUUAUCUUCCAGUUCAUUUUUUUAACAUAUCAGUAUUCAUGUUCUUCCCUGUCAAUUUGGUGCGAUUUGUUUCCUAAGGAAAGGUGACAUCUGUUCUACACUUGAUCCAUGCGGAUGCAGUACCAGUGCUUUGAGUGCUAGUACUUUCCCGGAUCAGUUGAGGUACAAGCGCCAUGGGGCUCUUAGGUAUGAUGGGCGAUUCAUUCGGGUGCUCAGCUACCGGUGAGCGACUCGUCUCUGCCGCAAGGGAUGGAGACAUUCAAGAGGCUAGAGCCCUCUUGGAGCUCAACCCCCGCCUUGCCCGGUAUUCCACUUUUGGGAUCCGGAACUCGCCACUACAUUACUCGGCUGCGAAGGGUCACCAUGAGAUUGUAUCCCUCCUAAUCGAAUCCGGGGUUAAUAUCAACCUUAGAAAUUGCAGAGGACAGACUGCUCUGAUGCAAGCUUGUCUAUAUGGUCACUGGAAAGUUGUACAGAUUCUAGUUCUUUUCAAAGCUAAUAUUCACAGGAGAGAUUGUUUUAGUGGCGCAACAGCUAUUCAUUUUGCCGCCCUUAAAGGUCAUGCUCGGUGCAUUCGGCUUCUUGUGGCUGAUUACGUGCCGAGCUUGUCAGAGUUUUGGAACGUUAUGCAUGGAAAGUCCAGGGAUGAAGCAAAAAAGGAUGUCUUCGAUGCAGUAUCUCUCCAGAGGCUAAUUAAUGGAAAGUCGGAUGGUGGCGUCACCCCGCUUCACUUGGCAGCCCUUCAUGGCCAUGCUGAGAGUGUUCAGCUGCUAUUAGAUCUUGGAGCUUCUGUCUCUGAGGUCACAGUCAAUGAUGGUUCAACUAUUGACCUCAUUGGUUCAGGUAGCACUCCUCUCCAUUACGCGGCAUGUGGUGGAAGUGCUGUCUGCUGCCAACUUCUCAUUGCAGCAGGAGCGAACAUUGGAGCUGAAAAUGCUAAUGGGUUGACUCCUCGAGAUGUGGCACGUUCGUGGCACAAAAAUAGCGUUGAAGGCAUCCUAAGCAAACAGCCAGAAGGCCGAAUACGCAUUCUUCCUUCACCAUAUCUGUGUCUACCAUUGAUGAGCAUUGUCAAAAUUGCUCGUGAGUGCGGAUGGAGAAAGACUUCUGCCUCCUCCACAUGUCAGGAUCCAUGCGUCAUAUGCUUGGAGGUGGAAUGCACGGUAGCUGCAGAAGGUUGCGGCCAUGAGUUCUGCACCAAAUGCGCACUCUAUUUGUGCUCGACCACAAGCAGCUCAACAUCUAUCCGUGGCGUUCCCGGCUCCGUAUCAUGCCCUUUGUGCCGUCAUGCCAUUGUCUCUUUCAUGAAGCUCACGAGUACCACUCCAAUAAAGGAGCUUCCAUGGACAAGCACAACACUAGCUCUAUGUGUCGCAGGCGCAAGCACUGGUUCCAAUCAUGCCAGCUCCUUGCAUCGUCGGCCUGACACGCAUCGACUGCGCUCCUCCUCGGUUCAGUUGGGAUGCUCCUCUUUUAGAUCCAUUGGCUCUGGGAAACUUUCGUCAUUCAAGUUGAACUGCACAGGAGCUGAAGAGGCGGUGCCUUGCCUCAUCAGUUGUCUCCGGCCAGGUGUGCAGCGGUCGUCAUCGUACAGGGAAAGAAUUAGGAGAUAUUCAGAGUUUUGAUAGCAGCCCUCUGUUUGUUCUCUGCCUCCCUUCCUGCGAGUUUUUGGGGUUUGGCAGAUCAAACUUGUUUAGUGUCCAUGUUUCUCUUUGCUUCUGUGUUUCUUGUCAUGUAAUAUGCAUGCAGUCCUCGUGCUGAAGAUCUGUUUGUGUACAUGACUCAUCUACUUAUAUGUGAAGUAUAUACCAUCUCCGUUUUACAAAAGCAA